AUGAGCAUGAAGGAAUGCAAAAGUUUGAAGCAUGUUUCCCUCAACAUUUCUAAACUGAAACGUCUUGAUGAGGUCGACUUUUCAAAUUGUGGGGCAUUGAGUGAAGUUAGCUUGAACAGUAGUCCAAAUGGGGUGGCAAUGGCAACAGACAAUCAUCACUCUAAGUUACCAAUACUUGACGAGGCUUCUCCAUCUCUUGAAUAUGAUAACAUCGAGCUCAAUUUCACAAACUGCUUCAACUUGAAUCAGAAAGCUCUGAUUGAAAAACAAACAGUCUUACAGGAGAAACUAAUUUUGCCAGGGGAAGAAGUGCCUUCAUAUUUCACUUAUCAAACUUCUGAAACCUACCCCGCGGAAGAAGAAGGAACCUACUCCUCUCUGACCAUCCCUCUGUUUCCCAGCUUUCUCUUGCAACCGUUCUUCAGAAUUAGGGUUUGUGUCCUGGUUAUUUGCGACCCUAUAUCCGGACAGGAUUUCAACUUUAUAGAUAUCGCUGUAAACUGUCGGUUCAAAGGCAGAUUUGGGAAUAUUUUUGAAUCUCUUGGCCAGCCACGAUGGUUUCAGACAACUUGGAAAGAUAGUCAUCUGUUUAUAUUGGACUGUCGUAUCCCUCUAAACAAAGGCAAUGCUCUUCCUCAAGCUGAGCUGAACUACGAUCACGUGGAUAUACAACUUCAAAUAAGUCGCAGGGAUCGUCUAGCUUCAAUGGACUAUACGAUCAGAUUAAAGAGAUGGGGUGUACGCAUCUUGAACGACGAUUCAUCAGCAGAGAACAGACCUGGUAAUCCAAACGCUCUUCCACAUGUGAAGAAUGUGGAGAUAACUCUGCGGACACAGAGAGAUGCUGGAAGCGAAUGCGGACUACAUGAAGAACUCUUCAAGAAACCACUGACUUGCCCUGCUUUCAAACUCGGGAGGAACACAACAUAUCAUAAGGAAGACAGGCAGAGAUUCUCCACCGUCUCCUCAGCUAUAAGGCAUGCGUGUUUUCAGCUGCUCCAGCUAGAUAAUGCAGUGUCAUGUGGCUUGUGGCUUGUGGUUUGA
This is a messenger RNA of Microthlaspi erraticum, 1044 nucleotides long. The record is from the annotation of a GenBank genome assembly. NCBI's taxonomy places the organism in Eukaryota, Viridiplantae, Streptophyta, Magnoliopsida, Brassicales, Brassicaceae.